Symbiodinium sp. CCMP2592 is the source of this 6321-nucleotide messenger RNA. The record is from the annotation of a GenBank genome assembly. NCBI's taxonomy places the organism in Eukaryota, Dinophyceae, Suessiales, Symbiodiniaceae.
AUGUCGUCGUGGAGCUCAGCUUUCGAUUUCCUGGAUGAUCAUGCCCAGACGAAACGACCAGACAAAAAGAAGAAAAAGAAGGACCGACGGGACCGGCGAGCCCGCAAGAAGCCAUCUAGGAAGGUGGGCAAGAAGCGUGGGAAGAGCUCGGAUUCUGCAACGAUUGUCGAACUCAAUACCGGGCAACAGGCGAGCAGCUCCAAUGAGCCUGCGGUGAACAUUGUGUCAGUGGCUGCAUCAGGCAUGCAGACAGCCUCUGAGGAGCUCCAGACCUCUGGAGAGUUCACCUUCGUUGCGGUUUGGCGGCCGGGGCCCCUACCGCCGCGAGUUGGCAAGACGCGCGCGGUUGCGAAGAUGCUGGUUCGCGCCGGAUGUUGGCGAAAGUUAGCACUUCAGCGCUUCGGAGGCGGAGCCUUUAUCGUGCCUAUGAGGCGGAAGAAAGGUGUGUCGGCAGAGAGCCUACAGCAUAGCAGGAUGCUAUUGGGACAAGAGUCCAUGGUGAGUUGGGGCGAAGAGACUGAGGUCUCGGACAGUUCGUCACCGGCCAAGAGGUCGAAGCCCCGGAAGCAAGUGAAGAAAGCCAAAAAGGGCAAGAGCCACAAGGCCAAGAAGGCUAAGUCUAGCAAACGUGCUAAGACUUCAAAGGCCAAGAAGUCCAGGCGGAAGAAGGAGAAGAAGUCCCGAAAAGAAUCGGAUGCCACACCGGGUGGUACGGACACCUGGACACCGGGUGGUACGGACACCUGGAAUAAGGCGACCUCUGGUUGGAGCGGGGGUUAUUCUUGGUCGGCUGGAGAUUCAGCCAAGUGGGACCAGCAUGGCUCGGGAGGCCGGUCCUGGAAAUCAGAUGCUGCGACGUCGAGUGCCGGCUGGGGGCACAGAUGGAACAAGUGGGAGAAGCCGCGCCAAAAUUGGCAGCCCAAAGCCGCAGCUAAGACGCAGAUCCUGAGCCCUGGUUUGGGCGGGGGCGACACCAGUAAGAAGCAGCGGUGGGAGCACGAUGCUGCUCCCGAUGCAUGGGCGGAUUACUGGCAGAUUGCCAGGCAAAACAACGAGGAAGAUGAGUGGCGAGUUCCGUGCCCGGCAGCGGCUCGGGACGAGGGGAUCAUCCCGGUUCUUGCCUCCCCUGAUGAGCAUGAGAUUGCUCGGAUUGCCGAUGAGGUCCUCCUUUCCUUUCAGGUUCCUCGAAGCAUGCUAGAAGCGGUGGUUCGCGCUAUGCUGCAAGCGGAGGUGGUAUGCCCCACCGUUGAUGGAAUCCCUGCGAUUUUCCAGAUCAGGGGAGAAGGCUGGGGUCAUUUGGUGAUCCCUGUGGUGGAGCAGGGCACGGAUGCCCCUCUCCAAUCAACCAUGCAUCGCGAGCUCCUGGAGUCCGAGACGCAUCAUUAUUCCUUUGCACAUGGGACCUCGCAGCAUGCACUUCCUCUGAUCCUGAGGGAGCGGAUCAUUCGUCCCCAAAACUUCAAGAAGGGCUCCACUCCUACCGUAGGCCCUUUUGGGGUGGCUUCACCGGGCCACCUCACGAUGAACCCCGAUUGCAGUACUUUGAGGACCAUUUUGAAGAGGAGCCGCUCGAUCAGCAAAGGCCAACAGCCCUCGACCAUCCUUUGUGAGGUCAGGACCCCGGAGAACCAUGUCAAGUUGGACGCCGGAACUGGCGAACAAUUGCAGAUUUCUAGCCGAGAUGCAGGACUGGCUGUGGGGCCGGAUUCGGCAGUGGCUAGGUCUGACCUGACCUAUAUCCUGGGUGUGGCGUACCGCCGGGUCCUCACAUUACUGCAUGCUUUCUCGAGCUUCUUCGAUUUGUGCACCUUGAUGGCUGAUGACGAGGAGGACGGCCAUCACGCGGACGCUGCGACUGGCAGCGAUGCAGUUUAUGGACGCGAAUUGCAGAGUGCGGCACUGCGUGAGUAUGUUGUCGUGCUGGAUGCAGUCGCGACUGGCAAGUUCCUGCCGGACCAGACCCGUUCAGGUCAUUUCGCAUCAGGUUGGACUCGGGAAUCUGUCCUGCAGGCGGCUGCUUUUCCACAGGACUCGGAAGUCUUACAGGCGGCUGUGGAGGACGACCAGGAUGAUGCUUUGGCUGUAGUUUCUGAUGUUUCGGACUCUGAUGAAGAGGCCCCGGAGGAACAAUCUUUCUGGGCUCACCCGACGAGCCAGGUUCUGCAUCGCACGACUGUGGGGUCGCCAAUGUUCUUGUGUGGCCGAGCUUUUGGUGAUCAUUAUCGGCGCAUCCCUAUGGCCCGGGCGCAAGCGCACCCACAAUGUGCCAAGUGUGUUUUAACCAUGACGAGUUCCGUAGAUUCUGCGCCUUUCUUUGUGCAGCGAGCGGAUGAAAUCUCGCUUGCCAAGCGAGUCGUGGAUGCCCUGAAAGGUAAAGGGGUCACCACUUUGGCCCAGUUGGCUUUUUGUGUCGGACAACCGGGACAGGUGCUAUCUCAAACUGAGUUUGACACGUGGAGCGAGGCCAUGUUGGUAGGCAUCACAGUGGGCGAGAAGGCGUCUCUGAGGCGCUUGAUACUGGAAGCUCAGACCAUGCUAGUGGCUUCCUUGAAGGAUCUGGCAGAACCUGCGGAACACGCCUCCCCUAAAAAGGUGGGGGUCGCCGAGCGUAAUGCUCGCAUGGAUCAGCUUCGGACUCAGCUCUCAGGAGUUUCGCUCACUGGACAGCUUGAGCCGAGUCAUGCGUUGCUUGACAUGGCCGUUCAGCAGUGGGAGAGUCGGUGCUUGAAGUACAUCGGUCCAGAGAAGUGCCAUAGCCGUGAGGAUGAGGUUCAGAACGUCAAGCCCUUGACCACCAGUCUGUCCUUGGAAGGCGGUAAGUUGAAGGUUACGGAGGCUGCUGGUAUGGACGAUCGUGAUAUUGAGGGCUCUUUGCAGGUCCUUAAUGCCCUGCGUCGCAGAGGAGUGGCUUAUGCAUUUGCUCGAUUGAUCAGUUGGGAGAAGCAUGCAGGUGAAGACAUCCGGGCAGACGCCUCAGGCACUCUCCCACUUGAUGCAGCGAUCGGGGCUAUUCUUCAUGAUUACGACCUAAUUGUAGCCCUUCUACCUAUGGGCGACUUGGACGGUAAGGGCAAGAAUGCUAAUGGCCGAGGCGGUCGUCCUGGCCCUUACGGAGAUACUGCGCCCUGGAAGGGGAAGAAUGGCAAAGGUAAGGGCGAUUGGCACUCCAAAGGCUCUGAUAAUUGGACAGGGAAAGGCAAGAACACCUGGCAAGCUAAGGGCAAGUCGCACAAGGGCAAAGGCUCGGGGGCCGGCAAGCCGGAAUGGUUACCUGAGGGACUUCGCUUCCAGGGUGGUAUCUCUGUAGCUGAUGUCGCGGCCCCGGCUUCGCCACCUUUUGGAGUGGGAGUGGACCCUGCUUCUAAGAUGGUGGAUGUCGACGAUUCUCCGAUUUUGGUCGAACCUACAGUUUUGGAUGCCCCUACGAUGCCGAGUGCUUCGUCUGAGUCAUUUUCCUUGGAGCACGCAGGGAGCGAGGGGGCGCUCCCCUCACCUCUCGUGGCAUCACAGGACAAUUCUCCGGCCCCUCAGAGUCAGGAGCCAAGCCGGGCCAUUUUGCAGUGUUUUGCAGGCCAAGCUCGUGUGGCUUCAGCUUUGAUUAAGCAGGGCUAUUUUUCCUACGGAGUGGACCGAUUCAAGCAGAAGGCGGCUAUGGCCCCAGUGCUUCAGAUGGACUUGUCGACGCGGGAGGCUUGUGACUCUGUCCUAACCUGGCUUGACAAACGGAAGAUUGCGGGUGUUAUGAUAUGCAUUCCUAAGCAUGCCUCGGAGCCUGUCACUACAGCGUUCAUUCUGGCCGUGAUGGCUGGCUGCUUAAGCAACAACCUGCCCAUGAUUCUUGAGGGUUCGGUGUCCUCUCCAUUUUGGGAGAGUUUGAAUCGCUUACCAUCAGCACAGCACCCUCCGCAUCAGGUGGAGGUUGAUUGGCGGUAUUGGGACCCACAUAGCAAACAGCGCAGCUUCGUGUUGUCUAAUAUGCCUGAAGUCCUCACUGUGCGCAGGGAGUCGGCUCCGCUGGGACAUAAGGUGCACCAGCGCUCGGAGGCGCAGACAGGCUACCCGCCGGCUUUUGCCACGGCGGUAGCUGAGGUUUUCAUUGCAGGUUUGACUCAGCGACAGCUGCCGUGCCGUAGCCCGGCCUUGACCAACAAGUCGCUGCGAGUUUCGGCUAUGAAUCAGCCACGUGGGGCGAUGCCGGAAGUGGUGUCUGAGUGGAAGUUGGUGGUCUAUGUCCUUCUGCCACCGCCGGUUGAGGAUCCGUUUGGCGGGUCGAAGCGCCUUAAACAGGAAUGGCGGGUCCCGCAAGGCGCCCGUGUGCUGCCGGAGCUUGGGGCGCUCCCGCAGGAUUCCCAGCUUCUGUCGCGUACUCAGUCAGCGGGGCAAUUGAGCCCGCAACUCCAGCAGGAAAUGCAAAACUUGAAUGGAGCCUCAGUUUUGCGAGUGGGCAUCCCAUGGGAUCCUAUCGAAUUUAUCGCCAAAGCAGGUAAGAUUGGACACCCAUAUCAUAAGUUAUCCAAGUGCAACAAGGAUUUGAGAGACCUCGUUCAUGACCUAGUACACAAACCGGGAAUGGUUCGUUCUCAGAGGAAGAAUUACAUAGAGAAGUGGGCCAGAAGAGCCAAAGUGUUGGAGCCAGAGGAAGCCAAGCUGAAAACUGGCAUGUCGGAUCACAGAAGGAAGAUCCUUCAACCCAAACGUAUCUUGCUGUUCGAAGAGAUGCUGCGAGACAUUGGGUAUGAUGAUAUGGGUGUGGUUCAGGAACUCAUCGACGGAGCCACGCUGACGGGAGACAUUCCUAUCACGGGGGUGCUGGAUACCAAGCUCAAGCCUGCUAGGUUGGAUACCGAACAACUUUUGGGGAUGUCUGAUGAAAUCAAACAGCAGAUCCGGACGAAGACUGGGUCAUCGGGUGAUAAGGAAAUUGACCAGCUGUUGUGGGACAAGACGAUGGAAGAGGUGCAGAGUGGGUACCUCUCGAGACCUUAUGAUUUCGAGUCAUUGCCGAAACGAUGUUUGGUCAGCUCCCGUUUUCCGCUACUGCAAGGGGAGAAGCUGCGACCUAUUGACAACUACUCCUCGAGUUUGAUUAACGAUACGGUCACAGUCUCUGAAAAGCCCAUCACGCACUCUAUCGACGAAAUUGCUAUGUUGAUAAAUACACUCUCGAGUGCUGCUCGAAAGAAGAACCUGAACGCAUUGUUCGGGAAAACGGCGGAUCUGAAGGGGGCUUACAGACAAUUGGCGGUAUCUGAUACAAGCUUAGAUUUUUCUUACCUCUCGGUCUACGACCCGGCAGAGGAGAAGCCCAAGUUGUUCCAACAACUAGCUGUGCCCUUCGGCUCCACUAAGGCCGUGUAUUUUUUUCCUCAGAGUGGCGAGGGUUGGAAGCUGUCAGCUGAUAAGACAACGGAGUGGAACACUAGCUUCGAGGCCCUUGGCGUUCUUUUCGAGCUUGACCAGACGGGGUCCGGGGUUCUGAAGGUCAGGAACACUGAGAAACGACGCAAGGAACUCACUGCUGCGAUCAAAGGCUUCCUGGACAAGGGAACCAUGACUCAGAAGGAAGCUCUACAACUGCGGGGUAGGCUGCAGUUCGCUCAAGCCCAGUUUUUCGGUAGGCUGGGAAGAAGGUGCCUGACGGAGGUGACAAAGCAUGCCUACACUGGCAGGUCAAAGCUUUCGUCGAUGGCCAAGGAACGACUUGAAGAGUUUGGUAAGUUCCUUGAUAUGGCCCAACCGAGGCUAGUGGGACAAGUUUCAUGCAGGACUUUUAUGAUCCUUACUGAUGCGGCGUUUGAGACGGAAUCAGGAACCGGAGGCCUUGGGGGAGUCCUUCUGACCGGGGCAGGUUCGGCACUCUCUUUCUUCAGCGUGCCGAUCUCAGAGCAGCAAGCCAAGUCUAUGUCGUUGCAAGAUGAGCAUACGAUCAUAUAUGAGCUUGAAAUGUUUGGAGUCUUGAUCGGUCUCAAGCUCUUAGUCGAGAAGACGGCUGCUUUCGCAGAAUCCUACGAACAGCCAGGUGCUGUGGCUGGAACGGGAGUGAUUUGUUAUAUCGAUAAUGAUGCUGCGAGACACGCAUACAUCGCCGGCUCUUCGAAGAAAGGGGUCGCGGGGAUUCUUAUCGAUGAGGUCAAUUUUCUUGAGUAUGUCCACGGCAUCUUGCCGUGGUAUGCGAGAGUGGCAUCACCAGCCAAUUUGGCUGACGAACCCUCAAGGAUGAAACUUGAUAGAGUCAGGAAGUUAGGAUUCAAGGACGAGUCCGUCGAGGCAACCAAAGUGGUGUUAUCGAUUGUGAAGAGAUUUUCGAAUCUGCCUGCUUAA